Molecule: messenger RNA, 339 nt
Organism: Schizophyllum commune H4-8
Lineage: Eukaryota; Fungi; Basidiomycota; Agaricomycetes; Agaricales; Schizophyllaceae
Exons: 2
Coding region: 1-339 (112 amino acids)
Source: RefSeq, a predicted model, not a curated record
AUGGCCGCCAUCGUUCUCAACACCCGGCCGCCCAUGUAUCUUUUCGGUUGGCGGUACCCCUACAAACAAUUCCUGCGACAAAUCAUAAACGCCCCAUACCUAACGCCUCAGGAGAUCUGGGAUUAUUCCGUCGCGGUGCCUUUUGCGGAGGAAUUUCCACAUCUCGCGAAGUAUGUCCCGCUACUGUACGUUGACCCAGAGACGCGGCAAUGCACGGUUAUCAUUGCCACCAAUUCUGAUGAGGAAAGUCGUGAGAUGGCGAAUAAUGAGGAAGUGAUCCAAGGUCUGCGCCCGAUUCUCAAAGAAUCUCGGGAGCCUUGCUGGUACCGUUACCCUUGA